AUGGUGGUCGUCGCCGAGAACCUGCCACGCCCCACGGCGUUGAGUCCGCGCCCGUUUGAGUCCUCCAAGAAGAUCCGCGUGCUGUGUCUGCAUGGCUUCCGCACCAACAGGCAGGUGAUGCUGGACCAGACCCGCGGCAUUCGAGCGGCGCUGGGGUACGCAGCGGAGUUCGUGCUGCUCAACGGCACGUACGAAGCCCGCGGGACGAGCGACCCGAUGAUCGAGAGCGCGUACAAGUCCAGCGCCCCGUUCUACGAGUGGUUCGAGAACCAACUGGCCGACGGAUCUCCGCUGCUGUACAACGACGCCGAGUCCUCGGCCAAGGCACGGCUUCAAAGUGGCGCUGACAAGGGGGAGGACCACGCUUGGAGCCUCUCGUACAAGGGUGUGGAGCAAUCCAUGGUCAGGAUUGACGAGGAACUCCGUCGUCACGGCCCGUUCGACGUCGUCAUCGGAUUCUCGCAAGGUGCGGCGCUGCUGACGAUCUUGACGAUGUGGUACCUGCGCCAGGACGUCCGCUGGUGGAAGCUUGUCAUUUGCGUCGGGGGUGUCGAUGUAAGUGGGGUCAAUGUGAAGUCGCUGUUCCUGGACAAGCAAGGCCGCCGUGUUCCGGUGCCAGUGCCAUCGAUCCACCUCAUUGGCAAGACAGACCCGCUUUAUCAAGAAUCACAGCGUCUGGCCUUGUCGUGGGCAGACAAAGCUGAGCCCAAUGGUUUCAAGAAGUGGAUCUACGAGCAUGAAGGUGGUCACAAGUUCCCUUCGGUGUCGAAGAACCAGGAGUUCUACGCGGAGCUGGGGCGUGUCAUCAAGCAGCACUGCUGCAAGGGCUCAGAGGUGACCAUGUGCAAGCUCUAA
Molecule: messenger RNA, 855 nt
Organism: Phytophthora sojae
Lineage: Eukaryota; Oomycota; Peronosporomycetes; Peronosporales; Peronosporaceae
Exons: 1
Coding region: 1-855 (284 amino acids)
Cellular component (GO): nucleus; cytoplasm
Source: RefSeq, a predicted model, not a curated record